UACAACUACUCACUCACUACAUACAUGCAUGUAAAACAUCAUGAAUGCACAUGAGUCAACCGAUGAAACAGAGCAAGUGUUGUUCUUUAAGGUAAUACCAUAAAUUAGUGACGGUAUCUGUAUUUCCCUUAAGUUUACAAACAACACAUUGUUUCAUAAGAUUAAUUGUUCACUUGAAAGGAACUCCCACUUCCAUUCAUUCUCUGUUCUGGAUCUAAAUUAAUUUCUCGAUAUUUAUUACGUACAACGGUAGCAAGCUGGCUAGUUGCCGGUUUUCUGACAUUAUAAACAACAAAGGAACAUUGAAAUGACGAACAUCGAAUCAAGAAGCCCUCACAAGCCUCUGUCUGUUUUCUUUAACAUGUCAAAGCAUGGAGAUUGGAAUGUGAGCACAUAAUUAGUGAGAUUUUGUAAAGAUUCCAUUUACACAAACCCCAUCAGUUAGACGCAUGUCUAAACAGAGAUUAAAAUAACCUGCGAACCUUGAUGUUAACUAUAAUAAACGUGUAAAUACAGUGUUUUUAUGAAAAUGUUGAAUAUUUCGGCCCCUUUCUUAAGAAUGGCCGUGACGUCUACAAUUAUACAGUUCUGUUAAACACGCUCAUUAAAAUUUUAACGAACUUCUCGGAACCUAAAGUAUUCAGCAUUAGCGCCUAGGAGAACGGCUUUGAUGUCGCUACACAUUGUAGUUACAUCGUACUACCACAAGUAUUGUUUUCAAUUACUUAUAUAAGAAAAAAAAUGCCACAAUGAUGUAUUCUUGUAUUUAUUUGAGUAUAUGUGGGGGAGUAUUAUCUAAACAGCAUCAUUUAUAAAACGCCUUGAUUCCAGUAAGUACCUCUGCCAGAAGCUUGCGGUUAUGACGUGCUAAUAUUGGAAGUUUGAUUUCAUUGUUUGCAUGUUUCACUCGUGCAGCAGGUGGUCUCGGACACUUUACAACAUGGUGAAUUUAGGAAUGGCUGUAUAACGUCUUGAAGGAUAAUUGUCUAUUCAUAAUAUUACGACUUGAAUCUACUUGCACUGGUUUUGUUUUAUGUAUUACUCGCAGUAGCUAUAUUUACCUAAAUAAGUAGUAUAGUUGCUAUAUGACCUGGUUUACUGAAAGUUGUGUAUUGAGAAUUAAAACAGAAGAUAAGUAGGUAUGUAAUGCGAAUAGUCAGCACUAUCUAUUGCGUUUGUAACGUAAAUUUACCUAUGUAUUCAGUUCUAAAUUAGAAACAGAUUCUCGUAUUUUAGUUUGAGAUACCUAAAAUUCUUAACGCAUUUGUUAUGAUGUCGAAUAUGUAAUCAACGGGAAUCUGUCUCGAGAAUGAAAGAAUCCGAGCAUUGGUUGAGUGGUUCCCAAAAUAAUUGCGUGGGUUUGUCGCGACACAUGUGAUGGUCAUUGGUGGCACUAUCAAACCGUGCAUUAGUACCUACACAUGCACGGGAAAGAUAAAAAAAUUAAACAAAACAUAUAAUUUCGGUAAAAUUAAUACAAGUGAUACGUUUCUAGAAACAAUUUUUUAGCUAUAAUGCUUUGUCUGGGAUAGCAGAUUAGAGAAUGACGAAAUCUUAGAAGCUACAAUUUAGAUUAUUUCCCGUGUUAUUAUACUAUCCAUCGGCCGGGACGACAAGAGCGGGAGUUGAGUAACUUUCAGUUUUCAGUGGAGCGUGAGCACGCGCAAUGAUACGCUCAUUCGCGCCUCGUCCGCGGGGUACGGAAACACACGUUCGCAAACAAGAGAUAAGGAGGAAAAAGGUGUCCCGUGAAGGAAGUGCAGGAUGGUGUGGUGCUAUGAGGCAGGUGGCCGAGGACACGGACGACGACAUCGAGGAACCCUACAUCUCCAGCGACGAGUCUGCUCAUGGUGCGGAUCUCGCGGAACUGUUUCGAGUCAAACCAUCACCAGAUAUUUGGGAACUAGAUGAAAUUGAAUACAACUUACGACAUCUCCCUCUAGCUGAAGAAAUAUCUGCUAAUAUAUCGACGGGACAUUAUGACGAGACAGUAGAACUCGCAGCUAAUGUAGAGGAUGGAAUUUUGACAGCCGGCCUAUGGGCUUGCUGGCACGGCAGGAGUUCACUGCUGUCAAAGUUGUUGAAGUUGGGGUUGGAUCCAAACAGAACCGAUGAUGCUGGAAGAUCAUGUCUGCAUUUAAGCUGUUUGGUAGGCAGCGAAGAAUGUGCCAAACUGUUACUGGAGCACGGAGCCGACCCAAACAUGUGGGACUCGUCGACAGACAGAAAAGCCACACCACUGCAUUGCGCCGCAAGCGCGAAGAGUUUGGCGUGCGUCAAGGUGCUAAUUGCUCACGGAGCGGACGUGAAUGCAGGUCUCAACGACCGGUCUCCCUUACAUUACGCGGUGCUCAGCGACGCACCGGUAGUUGUGAAGGCGUUACUGGAUGCAGGCGCUUGUCCAGACACACCACAGGUAUUCACUGAAACUCCAUUGCACGUGGCGGCCUCUCUUGGGUCGGCAUCAUGCACUAAGUUAUUAUUGGACGCCGGUGCCGACGUCCGAGCGGCUUUCGGAGCUGGUCGAGCGACCGCCUUACAUCUAGCAGCAGAGGAUGGCCACGCAGAGUGCGCAAGGUUACUUCUUGAUCAUGGAGCGAGGAUCGAUUUAGCGAACGUAAGAGGACAGACCCCGUUACAUUUAGCUGCAUUGGCACAAUCACUGGAAGUGGUCGAGCUGCUGGUGGGCAAGCACGCAGAUGUUCGUGCACGUGACAGCGACGGACGCACGCCGCUGCACGGAGCUAUUGUGAGAGGAGUUCGAGCCUGCGAUGUAGCCCGGGCUCUGCUGGCUGCAGGGGCCGAUCCGAAUGCGGCAGACAACUUCGGAUACACACCGAUACAUAUAGCCGCCUUAAAUGAAUUUUCCGCCUGCGUGUUGUUGUUACUAGAUUAUGGCGGGGACGUGACACUGCGUACAAACGGUGGGGUGUCGGCGCUUUCGUUCAUAGUACGCCGAGUGCCUGACGUGAUUCCACGAUACUUGGGGAAGCUCGACGAUGCUGUUCAUGUCAGCGAGCAGGAGAUAGGGGAUGUCGACUGCGAAUUGGUUAUAGACUUCAGGCCACUAGUUCCGUGCCUUAGUAGAGGCGAAGCUGAACUCUUACUCGCUUUCAUUGAGGUUGGCCGUAAAGACGUAUUGAAACAUCCAGUUGCAGAAACGUUUCUGUUCUUGAAAUGGCGCCGAAUAAGGAAGUUUUUCGUAAUGAGUUUCAUCUAUCAUGCGCUGUUUAUUACUUUGUAUAGUCUCUAUAUCCUACAGAUCUUUCUAUGUGAGUCCAGACCAUGUGAGGUUCCAACAUAUCUCCGACCAGUCCAAUACCUCAUUAUACUACUGAAUCUAUGUUUCUUAUCGAAAGAGGUAUUUCAGGCGUGUUUAGACUGGUCAGCGUAUAUUAGACAAUGGGAAAACUGGUUGCAAACCCUGAUAAUAAUCGGCGUAUUUCUUUGCACGAUACCAAGUUGGGAUAACGGCGAACUAAGGACGAACACGUCAAGUUGGCAGCACGAUAUAGCAGCUAUCACCAUAUUCUUCUGUUGGUUAGAGCUCAUGAUGAUCAUCGGUCGUUUCCCAACGUUCGGCUUGUAUGUCCAAAUGUUCACCACAGUGACUGUAAACUUCGCAACAUUUCUGCUCGCGUACAGUUGCUUGCUCAUAGCAUUUGGCCUCGCAUUCAGCGUGCUGUUCAGCAACUACGCUCCGUUCAAACUGCCGGCCAGCUUGGUGAAAACAGUGAUGAUGAUGUCGGGCGAGUUGGAGUACGAGGACAUAUUCUACAGUAACAAUACGACGCAGUCUGACUAUCCCGCCACUGCACAUGGCAUGUUCCUCACAUUUGUUCUACUCGUCACUGUUAUAUUGACCAAUCUCUUGGUUGGAUUGGCUGUCAGCGAUAUACAGGCUCUACAAGAGAGCGCUGGACUGGACCGACUAGUCCGUCAGACACAGUUAGUUGCGCACUUGGAGAGUAUGUUGUUCAGCUCACUAUUGACUUGUGCGCCCAAGCAGUUGCUAGGUGUGUUACGCUGGGGGGCGCUACUGACUGCCUCGCAUACCCGCACGCUUACUAUACGACCCAACGAUCCGAGGGAAAACAGGAUCCCGAAAGACCUAAUAACAGCAGUUUACAAAAUGGUGGCCAGCCGGAAGAUAAUACAAAAAAGUAUCAAACACAACAAUAACUACGUUUUUAGACUGAAACGGAGCAAAGACGAAGCGGAAUUGAAACAGAAUCAAGUGAAGAGAAGAAGUAAUUUGUUUGACAUAUAUUCAGUGGAGAGUCAACAAGUCGAGAGGAGAAAGAAAACUAAUUCUGCAAGCAACGCGGACAGAGUUAGACCAACAUCAUUGAAUAUAAACGCAAUACAGGAAAUAUGUAUGGUUGAUAUUAAAACACAAUUAAUGGAACUCACAAAACGAGUAAAUAAAUUAAUAGAGACCACAGAGACCAGAUUAAGUCGGAUUGAGAACAAACUUAUGCAGCCACCGUAAACUGGCUUGUUAGCUGAGUACUGGCAGUUUGACAACAAUACAUUAUUUUUUAAUGUGUUCUAUAGUCUCGUUUAAUAUAUAGGUAGUGGUGUGGGUGUAUAACAUUCUGUACUUUAUAUUUCACCUUUACAACUAUAAGUACCAGUUUACGUAAUUAUAUUAAUUAUAAGAAUGUCUACAUUUGUUAUUCAACCUUUACAAAUAUUAAAAAUUUAAAGUGAA
Messenger RNA from Spodoptera frugiperda (fall armyworm), 4714 nucleotides. It is a transcript of the gene pyx, whose product is annotated as transient receptor potential channel pyrexia. The transcript is spliced from 14 exons. NCBI's taxonomy places the organism in Eukaryota, Metazoa, Arthropoda, Insecta, Lepidoptera, Noctuidae. Gene Ontology annotation, molecular function: monoatomic ion channel activity; protein binding. The record is from RefSeq and is a predicted model, not a curated record. Gene Ontology annotation, cellular component: membrane. Bases 1667 to 4492 code for a protein of 941 amino acids. Gene Ontology annotation, biological process: monoatomic ion transport; transmembrane transport.